AUGUCAACCCACGACGUGCAAUUAUUGUUCCUUCUGCGAUCUAUUCGAGUGUGUGCCUAUGGCGGCUCUACUCUGAUUCUAUCCUUGUUUCUCUCCUCUCUUGGAAAUUCCGAUGCCAAAAUUGGCAUCUUCAUGUCGGCGACUCUCCUUGGAGAUCUUGUCAUCAGCGUUCUCACUAGCUUGAUGGCUGAUAGUCUCGGCCGCAGAAGAAUGCUGGCUUUCGGAUCAAUUUCGAUGGCUCUCAGUGGGGCCAUUUUUGCUACCUGUGACAACUUCUGGGUUCUUCUAACAGCAAGCAUUUUUGGGGUGAUCAGUCCUAGUGGAGGAGACAUUGGUCCAUUCAAGGUUAUCGAAGAGUCAACUUUAGCACAUCUACUUCCCGCCGAAAGUCUUAACGCUUCUCUCACUUGGUACUACACUUUGGGAUCAUGGGGAGGGGCAUUAGGAUUGCUAGCGACUGGAUGGCUAAUACAGUGCCUUCAGUCAAAUAAAAUAGCAACACUCGAUGCCUAUCGUGCGACAUUUUUCCUUUAUUCGGCGAUUGGUGUCUUGAAGACCGCGGUAACUUUUUUCCUCACUGACAUGUGCGAGGCAGAGCCACAGGACUCACCAUCGUCUGAAGCCAUACAGCCAAGAUCUAUGAACGAGAGCGAACCUCUUCUUCCGUACCAUAGGCGCUCUACAACCCCAGUAUUUUCCAUCAGUUUACCAACAAGAUGUUUCUUACUCAAAUUCUGUCCGAUAAUAAUGUUUGAUAAUGUCGGCACCGGGUUCUCCACAGACUCUUGGCUCACCUACUUUAUAAACCGGAAAUUUCCCAAUACCUCGGACGGGCUACUCGGUUCGAUAUUCUCAACAUGUAGCGUUAUUAUAUCGAUGUCCAACAUCCUGGCAAUUCCUGCUGUCAGACGCUUUGGCAUUCUCCGCACAAUGAUCAUUGGCCAUCUUAUUGCAUCUACGGCUCUCAUGCUCCUGCCGCUUCCUGAUAAAUUGAAUGGAGCUGUUAUGCUCCUGGUGACGAGGGCAAUCUUUCUCGAUUUCGACCAAGCUCCACGCCAGACAUUUCUAGCGCAGCGAGUUCCAGCCGAAGAGCGUACAGCUGCUAUGGGGGUUGUUAACAUGACUCGGACCCUGGCACAGAGUGGAGGUCCCCUCUUGACUGGAUAUUUGGGUCAACAAGGGCGGUUAGGACUUUCUUUCGUAUUGGCUGGGGUGGUCAAAUGGGUGUAUGAUAUUCUCUUAGCGGUUGCUUUCCUGCCCGGUAACAAAUAG
This is a messenger RNA of Penicillium verrucosum, 1272 nucleotides long. RefSeq lists its product as uncharacterized. NCBI's taxonomy places the organism in Eukaryota, Fungi, Ascomycota, Eurotiomycetes, Eurotiales, Aspergillaceae. Gene Ontology annotation, biological process: transmembrane transport. Gene Ontology annotation, molecular function: transmembrane transporter activity. Gene Ontology annotation, cellular component: fungal-type vacuole membrane. Bases 1 to 1272 code for a protein of 423 amino acids. The record is from RefSeq and is a predicted model, not a curated record. The transcript is spliced from 2 exons.